Molecule: messenger RNA, 2724 nt
Organism: Asterias rubens (European starfish)
Lineage: Eukaryota; Metazoa; Echinodermata; Asteroidea; Forcipulatida; Asteriidae
Product: tumor necrosis factor receptor superfamily member 16-like
Exons: 10
Coding region: 179-1714 (511 amino acids)
Molecular function (GO): protein binding
Source: RefSeq, a predicted model, not a curated record
CAAGCACUCAUGCUCUGUACUACUAGACGCUUCUAGAAAAUCUACCACGGUCAUUUUCAGACAAAGUAGUAAUACUGAGGAAACGAUUUCCACAUCUCAGCCUCUGCUCUGCUUUGUAUUCGCUCUUUGUGAGGGAUGUUCUUAGUCGCAUGUGGCAUCAGUUAACAUAUCAGCCAUCAUGAGUGAUACAUUAAUUCGACUGUGCCUGAAAAGUGUAAUUGCAACUACUUGUAUACCAGUGCUUCUAGGUGCACCAAUAACCAGCCUGUCCGGAAUCCAACAGCCAUCUAACCCGUUGGACAUUGCUACAUGUGGAAAAAACUCAUAUUGGGACAUUGAAAAUGCACAAUGUAAACCAUGUGUGACUUGUCCAAUGGGUAUGGGAUCUAGUGUUAGGGAGUGUGGAGAUGGACGUGGAGAAAAGGGGAUAUGUGAGGACUGCAUUGAUGGAGAAACUUACCAAGACGAGAUCAGCACCAACGGUCAAUGCAAAACAUGCAAAAAUAUGUGUGAUACCAACGCAAGUGUGUUGACAAAUUGCACGAUAUAUGCAAACACCGAGUGUGCAUGUAAUGAGGGGUAUGGCCGACACCCCGGCCGUCCAGACCAUUGCAGUCUGUGUGACCUUUUUAAUGAUGACGAGAAGCCACUAGAGUGUCAGACCCUAACACCAACCCCUCUAGCACCUGUAGCAGAUACUGAUGAAUGUUUACCAGGAUACGAGAUGGACCAUCUAAAUGAGUGUGUUGAUAGCCCAGGUCAAGGCUGGGUGGUGCCUCUAGUAAUACUCGCAGCAAUACUCGCAGCAGUAAUCAUAGUUACAAUAUGUAUAUGCCUAUACAGGUUGUACGUACGUCGGCAGAAAAGACCAAAUCAACAAACAGGCAGUCAACAGAACAAUUCAAAAGAUCAAGUGACUCCCGGCAGCGAGAAUGUCAUUGAUGUUAAAGCUCCUACUAAUGGUGAUGUGAAGCAACAGAGUAAUAGCCAUGCCUCUAAUCAUGCCCCAGAUACUGGAGACAAUACGACUGAGGAGUCCACGUUGCUGGGUGAUGGCACUAGUACUGUUGAGCAGACAGAUAAUUCCGUUGAAGAAGCGAGACCGGAUGAUAGUCUCUUUGGCAACCCAAUCCCAGAGGAGCCAAGCAACGGAAAUGAAAGGUACCCUAGGCCUUUGCCACUGGGAGGAAUACCUACCCGGCCAAUGGCAGACAGUCAGAAACCCAGAGUGAUGAGGAAGCGUUUCCUAUCAGAGGGUAACAAUCCGGAUGAAGCACAGCACAGUACACCAUCAUUAAUGCCGAAAGUGCGUAGCAAAUGUAAAGAGGCUGAGCGAAAAAGUAAAGAGGAGAAAUUUGAAGAUUCUUUUCAAAAGGCGUGCAGUUUAGGAAGAAGUAUUCACUGGGAAGACUUGGAGCGUGGUAUCAGGAAGAAGUGCAGUCAGAUGAUGACUCCUGUGGACAGGUCUGAUAAUCAAGUCUCAUCAAAUGACUUCAGGACUCUAGGUGAGAUGCUGAAACUCAAGCCCAAGACUGACUUGAAGGAAUGCAAAGACCUUGAAGGGGUUUUCGCAUUUCUUCACUCAAGCAGGAGCGUACUUGUGGACUUAGAGGAAGUACUUCAGAAGCUUAGAGAUAUACCAAGAAUGGACGUGGUGAGAGUUUUGGUUGAGGAGAUUGUUAAGAAGAAACCCACAUGUAGCUGUGUUUCUUGAGAGGCUGUACUGGUAAUCUGUUUGACUGUUUUUUUAUGAUGCAAGUCGUCACCAUUUUCACGAAGGGUCAAUUUGUCCCCUGCAGCCAAAAAUGUAUGUUUGGAGAAAAUCGCGUUUGAAGUUUUGCUAAUUUUGAAAUCACUGGUUCGUAGACUUUUCGAUGUGUAAUCUUUGAAAUUUUUACAUAUCAGGAAAGAAGAGAUCCUAAAUCAUACAAAUCUGUUUCCAAUUUUGUCCAUAACAGUUUUAAUUAAUGAGUAAUUGUUAUCAACAAAACUGUCUCUUCGUGAAAACUGUACAAAACGUGGUCUGUGUGUAGUGCGUCGUGUGGCUGUUCAUGAAAACGCAAAAACAAGUUGUGGCCAUAAUGGCCUUUUGGGGCGCGUGCGCGUAAAACAAUGUAGGUCACAGGUAUUGGCCCUUUGUAAAACCAUCAAAAGCCGGAGCACUCGUUUUUGGCGCUGUGCCAGCCGUGUCUUCAACGCACAAAAAGGAAAUUGGCUGUUCGUGAAAACGCAAAUCCAGGUUCUUGAGGUUUUUGUCCUUUACCAUCUGAGCAUAUCUAAGAAACUAGAGGACUUUUAGGUCUAUAAAUUAGAGAAUUGUUAGAUACCGUUAAAUUAAUUCGAAACGACCCAAAAAAAUCAAAAUGAGUUUUUUAUAGAUUUUUUACAAUAUUGCCCCUUCUUGAAAACGGUGACAAAGUGAUGUGGAUGUAGGGGCCUUUCUCUCUCAAGAGGUUUAGUAGAACCUAGAACAUCCAUACCUGAGUCACUUAUCAAAAAAAUCAGCAAACAUUAAAAAAGGUAUUCCACAGUUGAUAAGGAAAUCUUGGAUCUUAUUUCAGUAAUGUUUAGCUCGGUCCUUUGAAGCGAUACGUUAAAGAAUGCAAAGUUUAACUUAAAGGAACUCUACAGAAUUGGUUAGAAACAAUAAUUGUGAAGAUCACAGAUUAACAUAAAACUUAAACGGUCUAAUGAUGAUGAUAGUAGAAAACAUCACAUGAAAUA